Ambispora leptoticha is the source of this 804-nucleotide messenger RNA. The record is from the annotation of a GenBank genome assembly. NCBI's taxonomy places the organism in Eukaryota, Fungi, Glomeromycota, Glomeromycetes, Archaeosporales, Ambisporaceae.
AUGGACCUUGCAAAAAUUCCCUUUGUGGUUGUUCCUGUUCUUCGACAGAGUGUAAUUGUAGCAAUUUUAGUGCUUGAAGUAAACCAACUGGCACCGGUUUUUCAUCCUCAGGAUAGUGGUGGCGAGGGUAGAUUUUUAAGUAGUUCGGCCGGAGGUGAAAUUGGAAAAGAUGGCAUUAAAGGUCGAUUAGGUGUGGAUUUAGCAAAUGUUAAAUCACAAGGCGUUCAAGCCAGGGUUGGACUUAAUGUUGAUUCAGGUAUUUCGACGAGUGAUGAUAGUUUAGAAGUUAAAGCAGCCGGUUUUGGUUUCAGUGUUGGAAAACAAACUGGAAUAAGCACUCCGUUUGGCGAAGUGAAGGUUGACACCGAUGAUUGUGUUAUACACAAAAACAAGUAUAAGAAAUUAAAAAGUAAUACAAAUAUGGUAAUGGUAAAAGAAAUUAUAAUUCCAAAAGAAAAUAAAGCACAAAUAGUAGAAAUUAGAUAUUUAGAAAAGCAAGAAACUACUCAAACAAGCAAGUUUUUAAAAUCAGUUUUACCGACUUCUUAUUGUAUGCCUGAUGAUGAUGGGGUUGGAGUUGAAAUUAAGGUAGGAACAAAUAGCACAGGUGUGAAUGUGGCAAGUGUCAAAGCUGGAGCAGUUGAAGCACGACUUAGACCAAAUGUUGAUACAGGAGCAUCAGCAGGCACUGAUGGUGUAGAAGUUAAAGCAACAGGCUUUGGGGUUAGUGUGGGUAGAAAGACAGGUAUAAGUACCCCACUUGGGGAAGUAGCGGUUAAUACUGAUGAUUGUGUUAUACAGUAA